GCUUCAUUCGAUUUCAGUGCAUACGACGUCUGUUGCCGAGUAGUUUGUGAACAUAUGGUGAAAUUGCAUCAAAAUGGUUGUAUUAACCACACAAGAGUAUACCGAAAUACAAAAUUUCGUCCGUAAUUACAAUGGGCUGUCGACCGACUGUAACCUGGAAUUGGGAUUAAAAUUUCCCAAAUACCCACCGGAAACUCUCGGCAGUAUCCUCGCGAAAGAAGUUUUGCAGCGGGUUAAGAUAAAUCAUUCCAAAAUAACGGCGAAAGCUGCUUCGUUGGUUAAAGAUUAUCAAACACAAGCCGAUCAAACAAAAGCACACGAUAUUUUGCUAAAGAUGUCCAUAAAGUUACGUGUACCUUCGCUUGUGCUGUGUCGCAUCUUUCUUGCCAAAAGGUACCCGUAUUCAACGCGAGCUGAAAUCGCCGAAAUGCUGAGGAUACCGGACGUCAUAGGAGAUUCGUUGCUGGCAGUGAACGUAGGCUACUGCUUGUACAGUGAGAUCAUGGACGGGCCAAUUACGGAUGCGAUACGACGAUGUAUCGGCGAAGAAUAUGAGGUCCGAUUAAAAAAAUUUGCUCGUGAAGCUGGUAUGGUAUUCUACGAUGAACGAGAUCUUCGCCGAACGGGCUAUGAUAAGACACCCGACUUAAAGUUAGCCGUACCAUUCCUGUUUCGUGGACAGGUGAUAAACUGGAUCGAAAGUAAAGCAUCCUUUGGGGAUGUAGAUUCUCACAAGCGAUACAUAAAAGAUCAAUUAACAAGCUACGGAAAUCGCUUCGGUUCUGGUCUGGUAAUUUAUUGGUUGGGAUUUAUCGAAACCAUCGCGGAUUGUCCGGAGAACGGAAAUUAUGUGCUAGUAACAGAUCAGUUUCCCACCCAAAAUGAAAUGGAGUUUCUGAAAUUUAAUCUACCUGAAUCAGUUGCAGAUAUUAGUUCGGCCGAAGAUGUGUGUGACUCUCUCAAUAGAAUAAAAGUAUGA
This is a messenger RNA of Anopheles coustani, 979 nucleotides long. RefSeq names its product CDAN1-interacting nuclease 1. The transcript has 2 exons. Lineage: Eukaryota; Metazoa; Arthropoda; Insecta; Diptera; Culicidae. Bases 74 to 979 code for a protein of 301 amino acids. The record is from RefSeq and is a predicted model, not a curated record.